CGUGACUUGUCAGUUGAUUUCCGGCGCUCGUUCCAGUCCUUUUCAGCAAAAUGGCUCCCAAACCGAAGCCCACGAAGGAGACAGGUGGCAAGCCAGCAGAGAAGAAAACCGAGAAAAAAGCUGAGAAAAAGCCAGCGACAGUUGCAUCUACCUCGAAGGUGACAAAACCAGCGGCUAAACAACCAGCGAAGGAUGCUGCCAAGGCUGCCAAACCCGCUGCCAAGGCAGCAGCCAAGGGUCAAAAGGGUGCAGCUAAAACAGCUGCAAAACCAGCGACCAAAGCAGCACCUAAACCAGUGACUGCCAAGCCCAAGGUGAAGGCUGUUGCUCCAGGCAAGAAGACACCCAAGGGUGGAAAGGCUGCACCACUUCAGAAGGCCCUCAAAGCCCAGAAGAAGAUCCUGAAGGGUAUCCAUGGCUCACGUGUGAGGAAAAUUAGGACUUCGGUUCAUUUCCACCGACCAAAGACCUUCAGACCCCCGAGGAAUCCAAAAUACCAGCGAAAAUCUGUUCCCAACAGAAACAGAAUGGAUGCCUAUAAUAUCAUUAAAUUCCCCCUGACAACUGAAGCAGCCAUGAAGAAGAUCGAGGACAACAACACUCUCGUUUUUAUCGUGCAUACUCGUGCCAACAAGUAUCACAUCAAGGCUUCAGUUAAAAAGCUGUACGACAUCGAUGUAGCCAAGGUCAAUACCCUCAUUAGGCCCGAUGGCAAGAAGAAGGCGUACGUACGUCUGACUCGUGACUACGAUGCACUCGAUGUCGCCAACAAGAUUGGUAUAAUAUAAGAAUUUUUAUUAUUCCAUUCUACUUGUAUAAAAAUAUUAAAUAUCUGUGCUGAUUAAUAAAACAAAAAUAUCUGUGCAGAAAAUU
Messenger RNA from Fopius arisanus, 873 nucleotides. It is a transcript of the gene RpL23A, whose product is annotated as ribosomal protein L23A. The transcript is spliced from 4 exons. The record is from RefSeq and is a predicted model, not a curated record. Gene Ontology annotation, cellular component: ribosome; cytosolic large ribosomal subunit. Gene Ontology annotation, biological process: ribosomal large subunit assembly; translation. Gene Ontology annotation, molecular function: rRNA binding; structural constituent of ribosome. NCBI's taxonomy places the organism in Eukaryota, Metazoa, Arthropoda, Insecta, Hymenoptera, Braconidae. The coding region runs from base 51 to 788 and encodes 245 amino acids.